This is a messenger RNA of Copidosoma floridanum, 2477 nucleotides long. Its product is annotated as beta-glucuronidase. Lineage: Eukaryota; Metazoa; Arthropoda; Insecta; Hymenoptera; Encyrtidae. Gene Ontology annotation, molecular function: carbohydrate binding; beta-glucuronidase activity. Gene Ontology annotation, biological process: carbohydrate metabolic process. The record is from RefSeq and is a predicted model, not a curated record.
CGCGAGCCAUCGCCUGAGACGGACGGAAGCGCCAGCACGUCUGACGUUUCGUCUUCGCUAGUCUUUCUGAUACCCGAAAAAUAGAGGGCUGAGUAAUGUGGCUACUUCGUUCGCUGCUCGUGGCGGCUACGGCCGGCUCGCUGGUCGCGGGAAGCGAGAUCGAGAUCAGGCCAUCUGGUAUUCCCAUCGAGGCUGUCAUCGAUAAUUUCGCCGCGCCGGCUACGGUGACCAUAGCUGCCCCCAUCAGCAUCACCACCGAAAAACCCGUGAUGCCGCUACCGGGACUGCUGUAUCCGCGGGAGAGCGAGUCGCGCGAGAUAAAGUCUCUGGAUGGCUUUUGGGACUUUGCCGUGCCGUCUGUUAACGAUCCUCAAAAAGGAUUGCGCGAAAUGUGGUACGCAGAAGAUUUAUCAAAGGUCGCCAAAGUGAUGCAAAUGCCAGUGCCCUCGUCUUACAACGACAUCACAACCUCUAGCGAACUACGAGAUUACGUGGGACCAGUUUGGUACGAAAAAACUUUCUUCGUGCCCCAGUCUUGGCGGGACAAGCGAGUUUUCUUGAGAUUCGGCUCCGUCAAUUACCUAGCCCAAGUGUGGCUGAACGGCGAGUUGUUAACAAAUCACGAAAUGGGUCAUUUGCCUUUCGAAGCCGAGAUCACAAAAAUGGCUAUGUUUGGGGAGAAGAAUCGUGUCACUGUGGCCGUGGACAACGGUCUUUCGCAAACGAGUGUACCUCAAGGUAAAAUUGCCAAAGCCGAGGCCGAUAAUGGCACGGUCCGGGUGCAGAGUUACACGUUUGACUUUUUCAACUACGCCGGCAUACACAGGCCAGUGUUGUUGCACACAAAGCCGAGAGUCUUCGUCGAAGACAUCGACAUCGAUACUGGAGUCGUGAGCGAAGUGGGUGUCAUCAAGUACAGCCUGAAAGUAGCUGGGCUGAGAGAUAAGGAAAUGCCUCUGUGCGAGGUGCGCGUCCUCGAUGCUGAGGAGCAAUACGUCACAAGUGAACCAAGUGUGGGGACCCACGGGGUUCUGAAGAUUAAAUCGCCCCACCUUUGGUGGCCCCGGUCGAUGAGCGACAAGCCCGGUUACAUGUACACGAUGGAGGUGAAAGUUAAAUUGCCCAAUGUCACAGAGCACGACAUAUACCGACUGCCCGUGGGUAUACGCACUUUGAGAUGGACGAAUACGUCCUUUUUCAUAAACGACAAACCAAUUUACUUCCGCGGCUUCGGGAGGCACGAAGACUCCGCGAUAAGGGGCCGUGGCUUGGACCUAGUCACAACAGCCAGAGAUUACGAGUUGCUCCAGUGGGUCGGAGCCAACGCCUACAGAACCAGCCACUAUCCCUACAGCGACGAAGUUCUCGAUUUAGCCGACAAGCUUGGAUUCAUGAUCAUCGACGAAUGCCCAUCGGUGGACACGGAAAACUUUUCAUCGGAACUGCUGCACAGGCACAAACUGUCCUUGUCCGAGUUGAUUCGCAGAGACAAGAAUCGCCCGUCGGUCGUCAUGUGGUCCAUUGCGAACGAGCCCAGAACUCAGCUGGCGGAUGCCGGGAUUUACUUCGAAAAAGUAGCAUAUCACACGAAAAGCCUCGAUCGCACGAGGCCCAUCACCAUUGCGCUCGCACGCAGUGUUACGGAGGACAAAGCGGGCCAAUAUCUGGACAUAAUAAGUUUCAAUCGUUACAACGCCUGGUACUCGAACACAGGGAGACUCGACAUGAUAACCAAUCGCGUGAUGUCCGAAGCCCAAGCUUGGCACGACAAGUACAACAAGCCAGUGUUGAUGUCGGAGUACGGCGCAGACACGAUGCCGGGGCUACACGAGCUGCCGGAGUACGUCUGGAGCGAGGAGUACCAAUUGAAGACAAUGUCCCGUCACUUUGAGGCUUUCGACCAGUUGAGGGCCGAGGGCUUUUUCAUCGGUGAAUUCAUAUGGAACUUUGCGGACUUUAGAACGGCGCAAACCUACACCAGGGUAGGUGGCAACAAAAAGGGAAUCUUUACGCGCGACAGGCAACCGAAACUGGUGGCUCACCACGUGCGCCGAAGGUACCACGCUCUGAGCGCUGAAGAGGACAGUGGGGCAGAACUGCCGUGCAAUCUGGAAAACUACAUCUCGUCGUCGUACAAUUUUUAAACUUUGCAAACUGAAGUUUUCAAACAUUUAUUUGGAACCUUGACGCUCAACGUGUCGCUUUUUUAUUUCACGAAUCCUUUACUUUUCAGUUUAAAAUUAAGUAGUUGGAAAAAAAAAUUAGUCGAAGCGAGAUGGUUCAUAUUAUUAUCCAAACCUAACUGACAACUUGUAUUCAUUGCCUCCUUUUUUGUGUAGUUGUACUUGCGACAUAAUAGAAAAUUUUCAUACAAACACUUUUUGUGAUAAUUAUGUAAGAUGUAAUAUUAUUUUAUACUCUAUAAGUAAGUAUUACACUAGCAUUUUAAAAAAAAGAAUACACGUGUAAAUAAGCUA